AUGCAUGGUCAAUCUAAUUCUGUCUGCGGUAGUCAGAGCCCAAAGGGUACCCAUACGGAGAGAUCUUUAGACAUUGGUGGUUGGAAUGAAGACAGAGGACAAGAUAAAGCUCCUGGAUGGGGUUCUUUGAGUGCGGGUGAUCGAAGAAACCAGAGAAGCCGUUCUACCCAGUCACCUACACCUGUGGGGCCUGAUGGUCGGAAUGCUAAUGGGAUUCUCACUGCCACUAGCAGACGCUUGGAUCUAUUCACAUGUGAGGAAGAGAAAAUUCUUAAUGAUGUUGAACCAAUUUCACUGUCGACAAAACGAAUUCUGCAUAAUUCUAGCUACAAUGAUGGUGAUCGGCUAUCGGAUGAAGAUCAGUCCUGGGUACUCAAUAAUGUUUUUCAACACCAUUCUGACAAAGCAACAAAAAUGGGUGAAAAGAUUGACUAUGUCACGGUUGGUAAGCACGACAAAUACCAAGGUACCAGGUGCUUUUUUGUUGUCUCCACAAAUGGUUUUAGAGCGGAUUUCUCUUACCUCAAAUGCCUGGAGAACUAUGUCAAGCAGAAGUACCCUGAUGGUGCUGAAGCCUUCAACCAAAAGUAUUUCAAAAAGUGCCACUCAGAGGGCAUGAACCAGUAG
Messenger RNA from Magnolia sinica, 627 nucleotides. Its product is annotated as DNA-directed RNA polymerase V subunit 1-like. The transcript is spliced from 2 exons. Gene Ontology annotation, biological process: chloroplast organization; chloroplast rRNA processing. The coding region runs from base 1 to 627 and encodes 208 amino acids. Gene Ontology annotation, cellular component: chloroplast. The record is from RefSeq and is a predicted model, not a curated record. Lineage: Eukaryota; Viridiplantae; Streptophyta; Magnoliopsida; Magnoliales; Magnoliaceae.